CUCGGAGCCGCCCGCGACACAAAAGCUGGGGCGAUGGGUCCAGCAUGAAAGGCGCGCCGGGCGGCCCGAAAGAGCGGCCCGGAGGAGGAGGAAGAGGAAGGAGGCGAGCAGGAGGAGGAGGAGGAGGAGGCGUCCCCGCCGUCGGGCCUGCCAGAAGCGUCUCCGCGCCCAGUCCUUCCAAGGCGAGGAGGAGGAGAAGGAGGAGGAGGAGGAGGGCGGCUUCCGCGGGGCCAAGAUGAUGGUGCACUGCGCCGGCUGCGAGCGGCCCAUCCUGGACCGCUUCCUCCUCAACGUCCUGGACCGGGCCUGGCACAUCAAGUGCGUCCAGUGCUGCGAGUGCAAGUGCAACCUCACCGAGAAGUGCUUCUCCCGAGAAGGCAAGCUCUACUGCAAGAAUGACUUCUUCAGGAGGUUUGGCACCAAAUGCGCCGGCUGCGCCCAAGGCAUCUCGCCCUCCGACCUGGUGCGCAAAGCCCGGGGCAAAGUCUUCCACCUGAACUGUUUCACCUGCAUGGUGUGCAACAAGCAGCUCUCCACCGGCGAGGAGCUCUACAUCAUCGACGAGAAUAAGUUCGUCUGCAAGGAGGACUACUUGAGCUCAGCCAGCUUGAAAGAAGGCAGCCUCAACUCAGUGUCUUCUUGUACUGACCGGAGUUUAUCUCCAGACCUCCAAGACCCCAUGCAGGAUGACCCAAAGGAGACAGACAAUUCCACCUCUUCGGACAAAGAGACCACCAACAAUGAGAACGAGGAGCAGAACUCCGGGACCAAAAGGAGGGGCCCCCGGACCACCAUCAAAGCCAAGCAGUUGGAGACCCUCAAAGCAGCUUUUGCAGCCACUCCUAAACCUACCCGGCAUAUUCGGGAGCAGCUGGCUCAAGAGACAGGGCUCAACAUGAGAGUCAUCCAGGUCUGGUUCCAGAACCGCAGAUCUAAGGAGAGGCGGAUGAAGCAGCUGAGCGCUUUAGGAGCCAGGAGGCAUGCCUUCUUUCGGAGUCCUCGGCGCAUGCGCCCUUUGGGUGGCCGGCUGGACGAUGCUGAGAUGCUGGGCUCCACACCCUAUACUUACUAUGGAGAUUACCAGGGUGACUACUAUGGUCCCGGCAGCAACUACGACUUCUUCCCGCAUGGCCCUCCAUCACAGGCCCAGUCCCCGGCUGAUUCCAGCUACAUCCCGACUUCAGGGGCUGGCUCCACUCCGCUUGGUCCACUGGAACCCCCCCUCCCCGGGCACCACUCGUCCGAGAACCAAAGGUACACGGAUAUGAUCUCUCACCCCGACACCCCCAGCCCUGAACCAGGCCUGCCCAGCUCCCUGCACCCUAUUCCUGGCGAAGUCUUCAGCAGUGGGCCCAGCCCUCCCUUCGCCAUGUCUGGCUAUAGCAGCGGGCCUCUCUCGCACCCCAACCAGGAGCUCAACGAGACAACCGUGUGGUAGAGGGCUCCUGAGAGGAGGUGGCACCGGAGACAUCCAACCACAGCCCUGUGUUCCCCAUGCUAUGACUCCUUGGGAGCCCGGAUCCCAUGCUCUGAUGUCCCCCAUCUGCUCCAUCGGAGGAUCAGAACUGCAGAUACCCGAAAUGUCAACCACCACGAUGCCGAAACAGCACCUCUUUUGCUGGGGGCAUGGGUACACUCAAACAGCACCUCUUUCACUGGAGGCGUGGGAAUGCCAAAACAGAGCCUCUUUUGCCAGAGGUAUUGGUAUGCCAGGACCAUAAAUGGACCAUGCCUUUGUGAUGGAGGGGUUUGAAGGGGGAUGUUUUGUAUCUCAGUUGAGGGGGCAGCAAAAGGCAGAUCCCUACACAAACCCACUCAACGAUCCCCUUGUUUCCUCUGGCAGCGAAUCUCGGGACAUUCUUCGCGAACUCCUCUGUGGACCAAAGCUGGACUUGUCUCUUUUUCGCAGACUGAAGGAUCGCGUCUUUGGUUUGGGGAUUGGGUCUACUUUGUGGGGGGAGUGGGGCGGGUGGAGGAAAGGGGUUGCUUUCGCUUUGGGCCUUUUUGGUUGGUUUGUUUCUUCGAGCAAGAACCUGUUUAUUUGAAUUCGGAGGCUUAUUUUGUAUAGGAGGAAAGGGAGGUUUCGUUGGUGAUGCGCCUCCCCCUGGUGGUAAGUGCUGGAUCGACUUUCAAGGACUUAAUUUAACUGGAGGGGGGGGAGUGCUUUGGGAAAGGAUAUUUGAUUCGGUUAAUUAUUAUUAUUAUUAUUCAGAUUAUUAUUAUAAUUAAUAUAAUUCUAUUAUUAUUAUUAUAUUUUGGGUGGGAAUCGAACCACGACUGCCAAUAAAACCAACGGCACAUUUGAGGCUACCGCUAGCAAAUACCAAUCUAGUCCAAAACUUCUUCGGAGGCUCCGUGUGUUUAAGGAUGUAUGAUAGUUUUUUGGCGCCUAGUUUCUUUAUUUUGUAUAACGAAGAAACAAAUAAAGUAUGUUUUUG
Molecule: messenger RNA, 2438 nt
Organism: Anolis sagrei ordinatus
Lineage: Eukaryota; Metazoa; Chordata; Lepidosauria; Squamata; Anolidae
Gene: LHX5
Product: LIM homeobox 5
Biological process (GO): neuron differentiation; regulation of transcription by RNA polymerase II
Cellular component (GO): nucleus
Molecular function (GO): RNA polymerase II transcription regulatory region sequence-specific DNA binding; zinc ion binding; DNA-binding transcription factor activity, RNA polymerase II-specific
Source: RefSeq, a predicted model, not a curated record